Oldenlandia corymbosa var. corymbosa is the source of this 2946-nucleotide messenger RNA. The record is from the annotation of a GenBank genome assembly. NCBI's taxonomy places the organism in Eukaryota, Viridiplantae, Streptophyta, Magnoliopsida, Gentianales, Rubiaceae.
AACAGGUAAAAAGAUAAAAGGAAUACUAAGAGGAAAUUAAAAAAAGGAAACAAAACGAAUGGUGAAGUGAGGACAAUAUAUCCUUCAAACUUCCUCGUUUGCCUUUUUUUUUUUUCAAAAAACAUCAUUACAAUCCUCUCAAAAUCCUCAACCCCCACGCCCACAAAUUCAUACAUCUGUGAGAGAAUCACAUUGAUUGUUAUAGCAAAAAAAAAGGGUGCUUUGCUGCUGAAAUCCAAUCAAUUUCUUCUUCCUUUUUUUCCCUCCAUUUUCUCCCCCAACACUUUCAUUCACUCUCUUGCCAUGUAACAAUUUCAACUUCAGCAUGCUUCAAAGAAUGCACUCCACUUCCAUUGAAAUCAUGGUUGUUUCUCCGUUCUGUGCAUUGUUCUUGCUUUCCUCAGCACAGAAUCAAUGAACCUUUUCAGCAUUCCUGAUAAAGAUUUGUUUUUUAUCCUGGUUGGUUUUUUUUUUUGGGUUCCCUCGUUGUUAAAACGCUAUUUUCUGGUGUGGAUGUGAGGGUUUUUUUUGCCCCUUUUCCCUGUACAAUGUUGUGUAUUGGUUGUCAGAUCUAAAAGAGAAGGAUUGUGGCUUUGCAGCAGGAAGGGUAGAGAUGGUGGCAGAGCCUUGGAUAUUAAAGAUGGGCAAUCAGGUAAGUGGUAGUUUGAAGAAUUCUUUAGUUUUGGAUAUUCCAAAAAAAUCAUCCUCUGCUGAGAAGAAAUUAGGCAACCAAGAGAAGAAAGUUAUAGGUAUUCUUUCAUUUGAAGUUGCUAAUGUGAUGUCCAAGAUUAUUCAUUUGCACAAGUCUUUAGCUGACAGUGAAAUUUCUAAGCUUAAAAAUGAGAUCUUGAAGUCUGAUGGGAUAAAAAAUCUGGUGUGUGAUGAUGAAAUGAGGCUUUUAGAAUUGGCUCUAAUUGAAAAACUUGAUGAUUUGCAUGGGGUGGCUUGUGUUGUGUCUAGGUUGGGGAAGAAAUGCACAAUUCCUGCACUGCAGGGUUUUGAGCAUGUCUAUGGGGAUAUUAUGUCUGGGGUAAUUGAUGUGAAGGAGUUGGGUUUUUUGGUGAAGGAUAUGGAAGGUAGGGUGAGGAAAAUGGAAAGAUAUGUGAGUUCUACUGCUAAUCUGUAUAAUGAAUUGGAGGUCUUAAAUCAGUUAGAAAUUGCCACAAAGAAGUUUCAGCAGAAUCAACAUGAAGAAAGUAGGAAGGCUUUUGAGCAGAAGCUAAUUUGGCAGAAACAGGAUAUUAGGCAUUUGAAGGAUGUUUCCCUGUGGAACCAGACUUAUGAUAAGGUUGUAGAAUUGUUGGCUAGAACUGUCUGUACUAUUUAUGCAAGGAUAUGUAUAGUGUUUGGGGAUCCGGUUCUACAGAGUGAUUGCUUAAGCUCAGCAAUUUCAGGUCCUCAGUUUGGUUUAAGUGGAAAUUUACGGCAUAUGAAGCAAGAAUGUGGGCCAAAAUCAGGGCAGAUAAACGGGGAUCGUAACAUUCCAAUGCGGGCUAACUCGAUAAAGCGAACUUUAAGCAAGAGCAUUGGAAGUCAUCAAUCUGGGCUAAUAGAAAGAAAGUCAUUGGAGAAGAAGGGUAGGAGUCAUGUUAGGACGCAGGUUGGGAUACAUCAAAAUGAUACAGGCUUGUUCGGUCCUGAGGAUUUUAACUUUGCAUGUGGAAUGGGACCUGGAAGGUUGUUUAUGGAGUGCCUUAGUUUGAGUAGUUCUAAAGUUGAUGAUGAUGAUGAUAGAAUGACUUUUGAUCGAUCUAGCUACAUUUCCAGUAGUUGCAGUGUUGCAAGUAGCUGGAAGAGAGAUCAACAAAGACUAUCAGAGUACUUUGGUCGGUCCAUUAAUGGAGUCCCUUAUAGUGGAGAUCCAAGGCAGUUUCAAAGCAGUUCGACAAAUGGUCCGAAAUUCAGCCCCAAGAGUAGGUUGAGAGUUUAUACUCCUCCCUGCACUCUUGGCGGUUCUGCCUUAGCUCUGCACUAUGCAAAUGUCAUUAUUGUCAUUGAGAAACUGCUCAAGUACCCACAUUUGGUUGGGGAGGAAGCUAGGGAUGAUCUUUAUCAGAUGUUGCCAACAAGCUUACGGAAGUCCCUCAAGAAUAAGUUGAAGGCUUAUAUUAAAGAUUUAGCAAUAUACGAUGCCCCUCUUGCCCAUGACUGGAAAGAAAGGCUCGAUCAGAUAUUGAAAUGGCUGGCGCCUCUGGCGCAUAACACAAUCAGGUGGCAAAGUGAACGUAAUGUUGAGCAGCAGCAGCAAAUUGUCACCAAGACAAAUGUACUUCUACUCCAAACUUUGUAUUUCGCUGACCAGGAAAAGACUGAGGCUGUGAUCGGUGAGCUACUCGUUGGCUUGAACUACAUAUGCCGGUACGAGCACCAACAAAAUGCUUUGUUGGAUUGCUCGAGUAGCUUUGAUUUUGAGGACUGUAUGGAGUGGCAGAUGCAACUAAGAGCUUCAUUUCAGGCAUAAUUUAUGGUUUGGUUCGAUCUCGAAUUCUUUGGAUUGUGGGAGGCUAUAGCACUGCUUUCCACUUUUGUAUGAUAAUUACUUCUUACAGAUGUUAAUAUCACAUUAGCACAGCUUUGAACAGUGAAAAGAUAUGUUUCGGAAAUGGGAAAAAAAAUUAACAGAUCACAUUGCAAGAUGCCGGAGAGUUGGAUUUUACUUGCAUAUAGUUCAAAAUUGUUGAUUGUUGGAAUUGUUUCUUUCUCCAUUGUUGUAGUUUCCGUGUAGAUCAGUUGUAGUCUGUUUGCUUGUUGACACAACUCUGUACGGUAAUUGUAUUACUCAUUCCGCGUCAUUUCAAUAGUCUACUACUACGUGUUAGACUCGUCCGAUGGACAGGGAAGGCAUACACAUUUAGACAUUUUUACAUAAAUUUUGUAUUUUUAUAAAAAUAUGUAAUGAAUUCAGCUUUAAACAUGAUUUCCUCUGGAUUUACAGGAAUUUGUUUU